This is a messenger RNA of Coturnix japonica (Japanese quail), 11497 nucleotides long. It is a transcript of the gene IKZF2, whose product is annotated as IKAROS family zinc finger 2. Gene Ontology annotation, biological process: regulation of transcription by RNA polymerase II. Gene Ontology annotation, molecular function: DNA-binding transcription factor activity; RNA polymerase II cis-regulatory region sequence-specific DNA binding. The record is from RefSeq and is a predicted model, not a curated record. NCBI's taxonomy places the organism in Eukaryota, Metazoa, Chordata, Aves, Galliformes, Phasianidae.
GAAUUAAUGGGAGCAGCGAGGCAGGACUUGGAUCACUUUGACAGCUCGUGGUGGUGGGGGGCGGGCAGCUGCCCGGGGCCGGAGCAGCUCCGGGAAGUUGGCCUAGGCUAUGCCCGCCCGGCGGUGCGCUGCCGCCCGAGCCCCCCCGCUCCGGUUGCCGUGUCGAUUCGGAAGGAACCGGUGGAUCAAGUUUUUCUCUCUCUCUCUCUCUCUCUGCUGGUUAAUCGCAUUGCUGUAGCACCGGCUGACCUCCCUCCCUCUCCCUCCCUCUCUCUCUCCCUCCCUCUCUCCCUUUUUGUUCUUCAUCUUCCUUGAAAGUAUGUGCCAUUCCUGAGCUGCUCUCCCGGCGGCUCAUCCCGCGCUGCCCGGCUCCGCAUGCCCCACCUGUAAGUGCCGGGGCGGCCGCCUCGCCUCCACCUCCCCCUUUUCUCCCUUCUCCAACUUUCCCCACCUCGCCGUGUCUCCAGCUCCUCUCCUUCUCCCCCCUCCUCUGCUGGAAGGCUGAGCCGCCGGGAUUCCCCAUCACAGCCUGAAAACGGGGAGCAAACUUUUCUUUCCUUCCCCCUUCUCUUCUUCCCGACUUUUAAGAAAUAAAAAGGAAAAAGUAAAAUACAUAACCCCCCUCCUACCCCCAAACGGUGCUUUAAUUUUGGUUACGGAUGGUUCUGUGCCUUUUUUAUUUUUUUAUUAUUUUUUUUUGUUUUCCUCCUCCCUUCCUCCCGUUUCUUUCCUUCACUCCAUUGGCUGGGCUGCUCUUUCCCUGUUGCUUCUGAUGCCUCUCUCCUUCCUCAGUGUGUGCCUGCCUACCUGGACUAGGGGGAACAGAAGCACUGCACUUUGACUAUGGAAGCAGAGGCUGCUGAUGGAUAUAUAACAUCAGGUGACAAUGAGCUUUCACCCGAAAGGGAGCACUCCAGCAUGGCUAUUGACCUCACCUCAAGUACACCCAAUGGGCAGCAUACCUCACCAAGUCACGUGGCAAGCACAAAUUCAGUGAAGGUAGAAAUGCAAAGUGAUGAGGAAUCUGACAGGAAGACCUUCUGUCAGGAAGAUGAGGUCAGGGUUCUCGAUGAAGGAAGCAGCCUGGAAGAGCCCCUCACUGAGAAUAACGAGAUGGCGGAUAACAGAAAGAUUCAGGAGCUAUCGAGCGAGGGAGGAAUCCGGCUUCCGAAUGGUAAACUGAAAUGUGAUAUCUGUGGGAUAAUUUGCAUCGGUCCCAAUGUGCUCAUGGUACAUAAAAGGAGCCACACUGGUGAACGCCCCUUCCACUGCAACCAAUGUGGAGCUUCUUUUACCCAGAAAGGGAACCUGCUGAGGCACAUCAAGUUGCACUCUGGGGAGAAGCCGUUCAAAUGUCCCUUCUGCAACUAUGCCUGCCGACGGAGGGACGCCCUCACAGGACACCUCAGGACCCACUCUGUGGGGAAGCCUCACAAGUGCAACUACUGUGGCCGAAGCUACAAGCAGCGCAGUUCGCUGGAAGAGCACAAGGAACGCUGCCACAACUACAUGCAGAAUGUUGGCAUGGAGGCUGCCGGGCAGGUCCUGAGUCACCACGUACCUCCUAUGGAAGAUUGUAAGGAACAAGAGCCUGUGAUGGACAACAAUAUUCCUAUGGUGCCUUUUGAGAGACCUGCUGUUAUAGAGAAGCUGACAAGCAACUUGGGAAAGCGUAAAAGCUCCACCCCACAGAAGUUUGUGGGUGAAAAGCUCAUGAGACUUGGCUAUCCAGAUAUUCACUUUGAUAUGAACCUAUCCUAUGAGAAAGAGUCUGAGCUGAUACAGUCUCAAAUGAUGGACCAAGCCAUCCACAAUGCAAUCGCCUACCUUGGAGCUGACUCACUUCACCCCCUGAUGCAGCACACACCAAGCACAAUUGCAGAGGUGGCUCCAGUCAGCAGCUCACCUUACGCUCAGGUCUAUCAUCCUAACAGGAUAGAAAGGCCCAUUAGCAGGGAAACAGCUGACAGUCAUGAGAACAACAUGGAUGGCCCGAUCUCCCUCAUCAGACCAAAGAGUCGAACCCAAGAUAGAGAGGGCUCCCCCAGCAAUAGCUGCCUGGAUUCUACUGACUCAGAGAGCAGCCACGAAGACCGCCAGUCCUACCAAGGAAACUCUGCCUUAAACCCCAAGAGGAAGCCAAGCCCGGCUUAUAUGAAGGAGGAUGCCAAGGCUUUGGAUGCCACAAAAGCUUCUAAGGGCUCUUUAAAGGAUAUCUACAAGGUCAUCAAUGGAGAAGGGGAGCAGAUCAGGGCUUUCAAGUGUGAGCACUGUCGUGUUCUCUUCCUGGACCAUGUCAUGUAUACCAUCCACAUGGGCUGCCACGGCUACCGGGACCCGCUGGAGUGCAACAUCUGUGGCUACCGAAGCCAGGACCGCUACGAGUUCUCAUCGCACAUUGUUCGAGGGGAGCACACAUUCCACUAGGCCUUCUCAUCCAAAGGGGACUCUUAUGAAGUAGAAGAACUGCACAUGAAGAAAUACUGCACUUACAGUCCCACUUUUCCUCAGACAUUGAUACGCCUGUUUUGUUGUUGUUGUUGCUGUUGUUGUUGUUGCUGUUGUUUAAUUAAUAUUAUUGUUAACCUUUUUUUUUUUUUUUUUUUUUUUUAAAUUGUGGGCUCAAUUUCAUUUGCUCUGCCCGGCUUAAGAAUGGAAAGAAGGAAGGGGAAAGGUAAAAGGGGGGUUGGGUUGUUGUUGCUGUCACUUAUUGGGGAGUGACCUGAUGUGUUUUCUGUGGGAGCUGAAAGGCAGUCUGUUUCUGUCUCAGCUGUAUAUCACGUCCUAUUUUGGGAUGUUGCUCAACCCUGCUAGCUGCUUUAAAGUCUUGACAAGUUGCCACUCAUUUACAAUUUUAGACAAACAGAAACAUUUCAGAGGAGAGACUCUUUUUUUUUCCGUACGUGCAGAUAUGGUGUGGGGUUUCAGUGGCUGGAAGUCCUUAUUUUGCAGAGUGAGCUAUUAUUGUUAAAGCAAAACUGCUUGGGGACUUAGAAGCAUCAGUCAAAGUCAUCAUUCCUUUCACAAUUACUUUCUAGGGUGAGCUUUAUUCCUGGACGCAGUGUGUAUUGCCCUUCUAGAAUGUAAAGGAAAAAAAAAAAAUUAAAAAAAACAGGAAAAAAAAGAAGAGAAAAAGAAAAGAAACGUAAGUCUUAACACUGUACUACGUAACAGCAAUUUAGUUUCAUAAGUCUGAGGGCCUUCUGUGGUAAGCUUGAGGCUCUCCAAUUUUAUUUUCCUUAACUUAUGAAGCACUUUUUUUAGAGUUGUUGAUUUGCUGUUACUCCAUGCCUAUGUGUUGACUCACUGGCUUCUUAGAGACCCUUGGGAGCCUUAAUUAUUUAGUUACACCCUAUGGUUUUUAAAAAAAAUCUAAUUUACAAAUAAUGUUUAAACUUGCUUCUGGGACCAUAAGUGGUCUAGGAGUGGGUGAGAGUCUGUAGUUUACUCAAGAGGUUCUGCUGCUCUUCUAAAAUAGUUUUAUUUUAAAAUGACAGAGGUGAGAAUAACAAAAGUACUACUAGCAAAGUGUUCAUUAAAUAUAACUAUAUAUCUAUAUACACCUAUAUAAAUACUUUCUCAUUCUAUUAUCACAGUGUUAAUCUCUAGGCAGCAGCCUAAACUAAUACUGGCAGCUGAGAAGGAACUAGGGGCCAGAUCACUGGCCAGCAUUGAUCCUUUUAGCUCCACUGGGUUUAAUGGGACUGCCCCAACUAUUUCAGCUACACCAGAAUCUGAGUCUUGAUCAUUUUUUCUGUAGUUGACAUCUUAUUUGCUGGAACCAGUGACUUCCUUUUGUUUUCAUGUCAUCAACUGUCCUUUAAUUUAGGAGUGAAAGCUCAGGUUUUACUGAAUGGCCUUUGCUCUUGGGGAGCGCACUGGCUCUGCAAACACACAGAUCGCAAAUGGCCUUCCCUGUAUCUUCAGUAAUUGAUACACGGAGGUGCUGUGCUCUGAUUUCAUUUCAAAUUUAAUUUCUAUUCAUAAUUGAUUUAUUUCACUGUAGAGAAAACAAAUGAAACAAACCCCAUCACAAUUCCUUGAGCUACAGACUGGACAACAGCAACCAAAAAAGCCAACACACCAGUGUGUUUUGUUUCCUUUGUUCCUCUCCCCAAAAGUAACAAAGCCAGCAACCACCCAAGUUGCAGGUUGCAUCAGUUAAAAACUGGGCUUAAACCUAUGUGACAGAUUGCCAUUGAAACCCAACUGUUUGUACCAAUCACAAUUGAAAUGUUGUUGUUGUGCAACAAGAGCACAGCUUGAGAAUGGAAAGAACUGCCUGAGUUUAACCCCCUCCACGCGAGCAGUCUCUGUGCGCUCAGUGAGACCUUCUCCAAAAUAUAAAGUAACUAAAGUAUAAGAGAAGGGAGCAAGAUCAGGCCAUAAUGAGUUCCCAUCUGCUCACUUCAAUCUGCGUACACCAUACACGUGCCAGUUUACUCUUUGUUUGGAGGGUACUGCUUUGUUGGUUUUUUGUUGGGUUUUUUUUUUUCCCUUUCUCUUCCUAGACCUGGAGCAUUUGAAAGUAGGAGCUGAGUGGUAUCGAUUGAAAUCUUUUUAUGGUGACAUUCUUGGCAGCCAGAACCUGUGUUCAGAAAGGAUACAGUAGAUCAUGGCCAGAUUACCUGAUGACUGCUUCCCAGCACUGAAAUGCUAUUAAGUAGGAGCUGGUAAAGUCUUGCAGUAGCCUAUUAAUUAUAAUACAAUAUGGAGAGAAAUGUCAUCUGGUGUAAUAUGAGAGCUAUCAAGGCUGGGAAUAUACGGGCUUUGGAGAGACAGAUUUAAAGACCUUUUCCCAACAUUGUUCUUAAUGUAGUUGGGUUCCUCCUCCUCCUUCUUUCCUUAUUCUAACAUAGAGGAAGUUGCUGCCAUUCUCCAGGCUGUUCUCAUUCUGUUACGCUUGGUGCAAUCAAACGAGUUUGUGCAGGAGAAAAAGGAGAUGCUGUAGGGCAUCGCUUCCAUUCUGUAUGGCUGAUUCCCUGGAGCAGUGGAAGAUGGCUGAGGAGCUGUGCUCUGCAUCAUCAGGUGUUUGGAAAUCCAGAAGAAGGGAGUUGCUUUUAUUGCAUGUCACAAAGGGUUGUGGGGGAGGCAGCUGUUAUUUCUGCUUGGGCAGCAAAAAGUAUUUAGGAACGAUGUGUAAAGGGAAGGUUGCUGAAAGUCACUGGGCUUGCCUGGGGCUCUGAAAAGAUUCAUCUGUACAAAAAGAAGGGUGUCUGAGUAUCAUUUUCUGUCUGUGGGAGAUAUAACGGUCCUUUCUGCCUUCUGGUGAGUGGGGGGAAGGAGCUAUAAGAUACGGUUUAGGGGCUUGUGGUAGCAGUGGUUAUGGGAGGGCGGUUGGACUAGGUGAUCUCGUAGGUCCUUUCCAACCUUGUGAGAUUCUGUGAUUCUAAGAAUGUGGGCUUUGGAUUUUUCAGAUCGUUAGCAUUAGGGAACAAGUGUUUAAAAAAAAAAAGUGCCUGUGCAAGGCGCAGGGAUUGGGGAAAGGCAGAGCAUUGUUUGUGUAUCCACAAAUAAGUUGUUGGCAAUUAUAUCCACAGCUUGUUAGAGUGCUCUUUCACUUGCUGAUGGUUCAUCAAUACCUCCUGCAGUGUAUAUCCUAUAGGUGCUUCAGUGAUCAGCGAGAGAGGCGCAGUGGUGUUGUAGCUGGCUUCGGUCAAGCCCAACUCCUCAUUCCAGUGGCAGCAUGCAAGAACUGUGUGGGAGAGGUACAGUGCAUUGAUACCACAGGAGCAGAGAAUGAGGAAGGGGACACACUGUUAAAGCUGCCUUCCAAAACCUUCAUUUUUUGGAGAGCAAGAUGAGUUAUUGCAUUAAUUUCUAGUAAUUUCUAGUAAUUUCUGUUAUCAUUGUCCUUUUCUGAAGGCUCAGUGAAGCUUUUAAUCUUAGACCUAGAGAAAGAAAACAGAUUAAAUUCCAAUCUGAGUUUUGAACAGAAUUUUGGACUACUGUUUGUUUUAGUGUUAAGUUCCCACUUGGCAUUACUGCUGGGAGAAAGGAGCAAUCCCAGGUUCCUCAAAAGCAGAUGCCUGGUUGGCCAAGGGAAAACUAAUGGAGAGUUUUUUACAUAAGUCAUUUAGACCCCGUGCGGAAGCAUAUGAACUUUUUCUAAGAAAAGCUGUUGAGUUGUGUCAAAUUCAUUAGUCAUUCAGAGCAUACUAGGAAUUUCAGUAGGUAAUCCUUGGCCUGCAAAUCCAAUUGUUCUGAGUAUUUGGUCUUUGAAAUCGAACCUGGCUGAUUUUUAUUGGACUCCCUUGAAAUUCUUGGAAUCGGGUUUCCAGUUAAAAACAUGCAUUUGCAGAUUCAGGAUUGGCUUCCUGAACAUUCCUCAUAUUCAUUAUAUUAAAAAAAAUAAAAAAUAAGGGAGCCGUUUCUGCAAACAUCCCUGCCAAUAAACCCUUUCACUUCUUUUUACAUCCAAAAUGGCAAGAUUCUGACUCAAUUUAGAGUAGCACGAGGCUAUUAAUUCACACAGAAGCACGGCUGCUUAUUGUGCUCUUGAUGUGAUCCAUAUUCCUGGAGCAAAGGGCAUUAUCUAUAUAUCUGCUGUUACAGCCAAUGGAUUUUACAGCCACCCAUCUUUGCAGUCACUUAGGAGUGCACAUCAAAAUAUAUAGCAUUUUUCAGCAAAGCCAGCUCUUUACUCAGUAACUUAGGAGAUUAAAAUAAUUUUAUUCUCCUUAAAAAGUGCUUCCAUCUAUGAACUGAUUAGAGGUGUCCAGGCAUUAACCACUAUUGGUCCAUAUUAGAGAACGAAUCUAAAUUUGUAAGCUGGCCUUUUUUUAAUUAAAUAGUAGUAGUAAUUUCUGCAGUCUGAGGGGACAGCUCACAAGUAGCCGUGUAGAAGUAAUGUAUAUUUACUCAUCAGUGAAGAAAUUCUCUAUUUUUAAAGAAUUCCCGAAUUUCUUUCUGUUUACAAGGGUGCUCCUAAACUGGGGCUGUCAGGAAGAGGAGGAAGGCCAUGAAUCCAACCAAACCCUUCAAAACUGGCCUUCAGUGGGAUAUUAUUACUGUUGUCUUGGUCCUGAACUAUUGUUGUGUUUUUUUGUUUUUUUUUUUUCUUAUUUGGGAACACGUUGUGAAAGAUGACAGAGAACAGUCCUUCAUCCAGAGAAAAGCUUUGGAGACAAUGUAGGGAAAGGUGCUUACUUCAGCCGAGGGCAGGAGCAGUGCUAAUGCAGUUCCCUCACAAGGUAAUAUUCCUUUUACUUAACUCUUGCUGUGCAUUAUAAUGUAAUAAGGAGGGAUAAGGGAGGCUGCACUGUUACCUGAAUCAACUAAACUCGAGGGAAUUUUAGGAAGAGUGUGAUGAAAUUGACUUGGAUGCUAGAAAUGGGCAUCUUUGCUUGGCUUAGUAUCCUUUAAAAACAAAAAUAGAUGGCAGUAAUGACUUGCAGUCUAGAGCAGUUGAAGAUGUUGGGAAAGUAUAUUUAUAUAUAUGGUAUUGUGCGAUUAGAUUUAUGCUUUAUUGUUAAUGUGCCUUUUAAAAACGCAUUUUGAAAGUUCAUGAUGUCGUUCAUGGUAUCUCGCCCUGCCCUUUCAGAAUGCAUAACAAGAGCCAACCCAAAGUAAAACCCCUUCUUGUACCGCAGGCAAGGCAGAUCCCAGACCCCCAUGCUGUUUUGGCAGCUGGGCCGGGAGGGAGCUGUGCUAGUGUUUAGCUGUGAGGUAGGCAGGAAGAGUCUGUAGGAGUGGGAAGAGCUGCAGUCAUCCAGGUGCAUCCAGCUGGAGUUGGUCAAUGGGGCUGCUCCCAACUGACUCAGAGUUGGAAGAUGUGACCAUGGUGCCAAUGCCACCCCAGUCAUUGGAACAGAGCAAGGAGAAACCCGUCUGGGUGUUGUUAUGGCAGAGAUGUGUGUUGGAGGCCAGGAGGAACUCCCUCCCUUCUUUAUGGGUUUAGGAGCUGGCAUACUUGGGUGAGAAGUGCAGAAUGGUUGUGGUGCUUUCCUGGCAGGUUGGUGACCUAUUUUCAGACCUGCUUAUUUUACCUUCAGCAUCUGAAGGUGCCAGCACAGCUUGAGUCUAGUGCCAGCUCCUUGGCACAGGUCUGCUGGGGCUGACCAUCCCAGUGGGAGGAUGGAUGAGGAAUUAGGGAGAGAAGAGGCAGAAUUGGCACUGUAGAGACAGUAUUCUUUUUUAUCCCAUUAAGGAAAGGGUUGAAAGAUUGGCCAGGGAGAGCAUUGCCUGUUUACUGUUUUAGGCUCAUGCAGCGUUCCCAGUUACUUCAGUUCACUUCCAGCCCUCAGAAUGGUGGUUACUGCCCUGCUCACAUGGAUCCCUGUUUGGGAGUACAACUGCCCAUGCUCUCUUGCUGCAACAUCCUUUUCCUUUACAUUGUGAGACUUGCUGUUCUGUGGGCAGCAGUGACCAUCCUAAUAUUAUUUACGGUUAGAGAAAGAAAAAAAGAAAAAAGACAAAGCUUUACAGUUAACCCUGUGCUUAAUGAGUUAGAUGAGGGCUUUCCUUGCUGAGUGGUACAGCGCAGCAAUUACCUCCAGCUCGUGGUCGGCAGCACCCAAUAGAAGAGUUCUGUGGUGACGGCAAAUCCGCAGGUGUGCCUGUAGCAGCCUUAAUCCUUUCUGCCCAGCAGUAUGUGCGUGCUGUGCUGGCAGCCUGCAGUCCACGUUGUCCAUUGGCAUGAAAUAUGGGAGCCUCCUGUGAGGCAGAGGGGAGAGCAUGAUGCCAUUAUUGGCACAAAGAGGCCAGUUUGCAGUAAAUUGGGCCAUUUAGCUUUACCUCAAGUGACGUGGAGUAAGAAAAGCUUCUUGAAGGGGUAGAGGUCACUGAAUCCCCGACUAUGCACUUACUGGGAUUUGACAUUGCUUACUGGAAAUGGAUGUUCGCUUCUGAGCACACUGUAACAAGGGAAGGACUUUUGGUUAUUUUUUAUGUUGUAGUUCAGAUUCUGAAACUGUGAUCGAUUCUUUUGACUUAAUUGUCAAGUGUUCUCAGAGCUUGAACGCGUUCCCUCCCUCUGUCAUGUAACAGUUUCCUUCGGUUUUCAGUUGGUUUCUCUUUCUCCCCCUUUUCCUUCUCUAAGUCUGGGCCUGCUCUUAUCUCCUGUAGCUUGGGGCUGUCUAGGGUUUUAUUUUGUGUGUGUGUGUAUGUGUGUUUUUUGUUCAUCGGCUGUACAGUCUGUUUACAUAUUUUUGUACUCAAGUGUAGUUUUAUAUUAAAAACAGGAAAAAGAAAAAAAACAUAGUUGAAUUGAGAAAAAAUAUUAAGGUACGUACUCUUUGUAACACUUUAAAGACCUAGGGUACCUUCCGAGGUGACUUUGCAGUGAUGUAAUUAUAAUACUGUAUAUUUGCCUUCCUUUUUAGUUGGUUUUAUUUUCUGGGUUGUUUGUUUGUUUGUUUGUUUUGUUUUGUUUCCUAAAAUGUAUAUCUUUUUAUGAGAAACUGGAAACUUUUAAUGCAAAUGUUCAGAAAGAUUUAACAUUGUAAAGUAAAAAGUCAUAUAAUGGGUUGUUUUUUUUUUUUUUCCUGUUGGAAGAAAAUGCUUUAAAAAGUUUUACUACUGUUGUAUUCCAGGGUGGGGGUUGCCAACCCCAAAUUUCCUUCUCGUGCUUCAUUCUUGGGUCUUGCUUUCUAAAAAUGCUCAUUGCAGACAUGGAUGAUUCGCUUGUAUUAGUUUAAAAAGAAAAUCACAAAGAAAACCACCUUUUAGGGGUAUUUUUCGGUUCAAGUGCAAUACUUCCCCCGAUGUCUUAUUAAUGUACGAUGGUUUCCUUUUCCUUUCCUCAGUCAACACAAAUCAGUGAAGCAAAAUGCUCUGUCUUAAAUACAUUCAAAGAUAAGUUUUGAGUAAGUGCAGGAAUUCAGGUUUUGGCUGACAGAAAGUGAGAAGCUGUAGGUUAAGACUGAAGCCCAGCCCUUAACUCCGGCUUGUAUUCAGCACUGACACACAUCCAGUGGUCUGAACUGAGGACAAAUGUGUUCUUGCCUCUUCCUUCCUUUUCUAAUUGCAGCUUUCUUUUCUUCCUCUUAAAAAAAGAAAAAAAGAAAGAAAAAAGAAAGAAAAAAGAAAAAAAGAAAAAGAAAAAAAAAAAAAAGAAAGAGAAAAAGCACUUAAUAUUGAUGUUUAUGGAAAAAUAAUGGAAAAGAAAAAGAUUGCUUGGUCCGAUCCAAAACCCACUCAGUGGAGACUCGCACUGAGUUUGAUGAUGGAUUUUGGAUUAGGCCUAAGCUCUUAGCUAGGGCAAAGCUUCCAUUUGCUCUAAUGGGAGAGAUUUGCCAGCGUAAGAAUUACAGGACUUGUGUCCUUUAUCUACCUGAGAGACCAGAAAAGCUUCUUUACAGUUGUCCUUGUCUUAUAUAUGUUUAGAUGGGACUUGUUUUACAUAUUAUACAUAUUUAUAUAUAGCGUAUUUUUAAUGCCUUUUCCCCCCCCUUCUCCUCCCCCGGUAGACUGAAACCGCUGUUCUGUAAAUAUGUAUUUAGGUACAUAACAAAAGAGAAAAACCCCAUUGAGAUUCUUGGAAAGGCAGUUGCUGCGCAUGCACAGGAGCCACUUUUGUCUCUUAAAUUUGUAUUUAAGAUAUUCCUUUUUAAUAAUAACAAAGGUGAGGAGACCAUAUGAUGGAUUGCCAAAAUAUUUCCCCAGACUCGGCUGUCUGAGUUGAAGAAGAAAAGUGCACUCUGUGGGGUGACUGCCCACAGGUUCACUCUUUUAGGGCCAAAUUCUGGUAAUCUGCUGUAGGCUGUAUAGGUUCCCCCUCCAACAGGGACCAUGCUGGAGCAGUGGGGUGGUAGCAAAGCGCACCAGGUCUUGUGAACGUAAUUUCAGAUUUUGAGCCAUUUGUCACAACACCUUUUAUGACAUGCGGGGCUGCUCUCUGCCCACUCGGGUGCCGAAUUCCACGUUGGUCCUGGUUCCUCCCAGGUCAGGAUUUUUAGUUCUGAGCUCAAAUUGAGGAAUAUAAUAAUAAUAAUAAUAAAACCCAACAAAUUAAAACCAGAAUUUACUCCAAAACCCAGCGAGCACACUGGGAUUUGCCCCACUGCUUCCCAUGGAAAUCAGAACAUCAUGCUCUUGUAAAGGAGUUCAGCAAUGAUCACUGUUGCAGUGGUGCAUGUGAGCAACCCCAAUGUAAACCCAUAUCCCUCUGCUGAAGAGCUUCGCUGCUGUAGACUGAAUUAUGGGACUUAUUUGGUUUUUAUUUUCCACCUUAGUCUACAUGCAUACAUAUGGUUCCACGUCUGUAUGUGUGUGCUCUGUACAUGUGUGAGUGUUGUGCAGCCACGUGAGAGUGUGAGUCUGUAUGUGUGUAUAAAUAAAAAGAAGCUGCAGAAACUUUGUAAUACUUUGUGAAAAGGAUUAUAUUAUAAAGGUUUGUACUGUCUUGAGUGCACAGCUACUGGAAUAAAUGUAGGGAAUCUCAGGAACAAGCAUAUAAUUUGUCCAAGAAUUAUUUCUUCUCAGAAGUGUAAGUGCAGUUUUUAAUUCUGUAUAUUAUUUAAUAUUUUACCAAUAAAAAUAAACUUCUGACAUGAAA